AUGACGGGGCAAGCGGUGAAGCUGAAUAGAGCCAAGCUUGAGGCAUGCUUAACAUGUCCUUUGUGCAAUAAAUUGUUCAACAAUGCCACCACCAUUUCAGAAUGCUUACACACUUUUUGCAGGGGAUGCAUAGAUAAGAAGCUAAUAGAUGAGCAAUUAAAGCACUGUCCAGUAUGCAAUGCUGACUUGGGUUGUUCUCCACUUGAUAAAUUAAGGACAGAUCAUAGUUUACAAGAUUUGAGGAACAAAAUUUUGCCUGAAGAAGGAAAAAAAAUUGGCAAGACACCUAAGAAUUGUGUGAAAAGAAAGAAGAAAUCUCUGUCUUCUCUAGAAGCCAACGCAACAGGAGCAAAAGCUGCUACUCCUGAGAGAGAAGUUUCCGCGCCUUCGCAACCGGAUUGUUCUUCUCCUAAGCCUGAAAAGGUGGAGGAAGAUGUCAGAAAAGACGAGAAACAACCGCGGAGGAUAGGAAUCUUGGAUGAAGUCUCUACAAAGUUAACUGCAAGAAGAGCUAAAGUUGUAGCAAGAAAAAAGUACCUUCUGAAAGAGUUAACAUCAUCUUGUGAACCGGAUAAAGUAACCGGAGAUCAGAGGAAAGAAAAUGAUGACCGGUUUCAGCUUGAAAUUUCCAAUGACAGUUCCAAAGCCAGAGUUCAGAAUCCUUCAAAACCAGAUUCAAGUCAACAAAUAGUGCCAAACAAGAUUCCAAUUGACAAUGUUGAAUCAUGGCAAGAAGCUCUUGAUUUGUGUGAGCCAUUAAAUUCCAUUGUAGAAGCUGCAAGGAAGAACAAAUCUUGCAGUAAGUCCACUAUGCAAGAACAUGCUGUCAUUCCAUCAGUAAAGUCAAGUGACAAUGAUGGCCAGCCUAAGGUUGAAAAUGGUGAUGAGAAUGAAUCGAAUCGUUCGAGAUCAUCGGAUACAAAAGGAAGAAAACUCAAAUUCUCUGAGGACUUGAAUGUUCCAGUACAGCAGCAAGUGAUUACUUCAAAUGGUGAAAGCAACAGAGGGUUUGGUCCAGUUUGGUUCUCCUUGGUUGCUUCUGAAGUGAAUGAAGAAAGUGCAAAAUUGCCAAAAAUAACCCCCAGCUACUUAAGGGUCAAGGAUGGUAGUUUACUUGUUUCCCAUAUCAAAAUGUAUAUAGUGAAGAAGCUUGGUCUUGUUAGCGAAUCCGAGGUGGAGAUCUCGUUGCAAGGUAAACCGGUUCUACCUUGCAUGCAACUGCAAAACUUGGUAGAGUUGUGGCUGCAAACAAAGCCAUUGAAUGAGAAGAUUCAAACACAUGUUGGAAGCUCAGCUAAGGAUUUUGUUAUGGUCCUUUCAUAUCAUCGAAAGUCUUGA
This is a messenger RNA of Arachis ipaensis, 1338 nucleotides long. Its product is annotated as E3 ubiquitin protein ligase DRIP2-like. Gene Ontology annotation, molecular function: ubiquitin-protein transferase activity. The record is from RefSeq and is a predicted model, not a curated record. Lineage: Eukaryota; Viridiplantae; Streptophyta; Magnoliopsida; Fabales; Fabaceae.